Vombatus ursinus (common wombat) is the source of this 8466-nucleotide messenger RNA. It is a transcript of the gene ARHGAP26, whose product is annotated as Rho GTPase activating protein 26. Gene Ontology annotation, biological process: signal transduction. NCBI's taxonomy places the organism in Eukaryota, Metazoa, Chordata, Mammalia, Diprotodontia, Vombatidae. The transcript has 23 exons. Gene Ontology annotation, molecular function: GTPase activator activity; protein binding. The coding region runs from base 454 to 2736 and encodes 760 amino acids. The record is from RefSeq and is a predicted model, not a curated record. Gene Ontology annotation, cellular component: cytoplasm.
GAAGGGAAGGCAGCCGACCUGUGCUGAGCUGCUCCGGGGCUGCCUGUGGCUUUGCAGUGUGCACCGCUCGCCAUGAGGAGUGCCCCACCGCUCGCCUGCUCUUUCUGCUCCCGGCUGCUCUUGCUCCCGGUCUUCUGAACCUGCGGCCGAUGCGGAUCGCGAGGCACCCCACAAUCUGCUCUUCGCUCCCCGCCGGCUCCCGGGGUCCUGCCCACCCCCUGUAAAGAGCCGGAGCCCCACCUGUGGAGGAGGUGGCGCAGGGCGCACCCCCACGGGGACCCGGCUACGCUGGGCUUGCUAACGAAACGAGAACAUUUUGCAUUUUUUGGGGGGGGUAGAGGUGCUGGGAGCCAGUGCAAGGGUUCGGGGCACGGAGGAGGAGGAGAAGGAGGGAAAUCUCUGGGCUAGUCUGUCCUUGGGGAGAGGUUUCCUCCCCCAGGCUUGGGGGAGAUUAUGGGACUCCCAGCCCUGGAGUUCAGUGACUGCUGCCUGGACAGCCCGCAGUUCCGAGACACGCUCAAGUCUCAUGAAGCUGAGCUGGAUAAGACCAACAAGUUCAUUAAAGAGCUCAUCAAGGAUGGGAAAGCCCUCAUCUCGGCGCUCAAGAAUUUGUCUUCUGCCAAGCGGAAAUUUGCUGAUUCCCUAAAUGAAUUUAAGUUCCAAUGCAUAGGAGAUGCAGAGACAGAUGAUGAAAUGUGCAUUGCAAGGUCUUUGCAGGAGUUUGCCACUGUUCUCAGGAAUCUUGAAGAUGAGCGGAUACGGAUGAUUGAAAAUGCCAGCGAAGUGCUCAUCACACCUCUUGAAAAGUUCCGCAAGGAGCAGAUUGGGGCUGCCAAGGAUGCCAAGAAGAAGUAUGAUAAGGAAACAGAGAAGUAUUGUGGUGUCUUGGAGAAACACUUGAACUUGUCUUCCAAGAAGAAGGAAGCUCAUCUUCAUGAGGCAGACAGCCAGGUAGACCUGGUCCGGCAGCAUUUUUAUGAAGUCUCCCUUGAGUAUGUCUUCAAGGUGCAGGAAGUCCAAGAAAGGAAGAUGUUUGAGUUCGUGGAGCCUCUGCUGGCCUUUCUGCAGGGACUCUUCACCUUCUAUCAUCAUGGUUAUGAACUUGCCAAGGAUUUCAGUGACUUCAAGACACAGUUGACCAUCAGCAUACAGAAUACAAGAAAUCGCUUUGAAGGUACCAGGUCAGAAGUGGAGUCACUGAUGAAAAAAAUGAAGGAGAAUCCUCACGAACACAAGACCAUUAGUCCUUACACCAUGGAGGGCUAUCUCUAUGUCCAGGAGAAACGUCACUUUGGCACUUCUUGGGUGAAGCACUAUUGUACAUACCAGCGGGAAUCCAAAAGGAUCACCAUGGUGCCCUUUGACCAGAAAUCAGGAGGAAAGGGGGGAGAAGAUGAAUCAGUCAUUCUCAAAUCAUGCACACGACGGAAAACAGACUCAAUUGAAAAGAGGUUUUGCUUUGAUGUGGAAGCCAUAGAUAGGCCAGGUGUUAUCACCAUGCAGGCAUUGUCUGAAGAGGACAGGAGACUGUGGAUGGAAGCCAUGGAUGGGCAGGAACCAGUCUACAACUCAAACAAAGACAUUCAGAGUGAAGGAACUGCACAGUUGGACACCAUUGGCUUCAGCAUAAUCAGGAAGUGCAUCCAUGCUGUGGAAACCAGAGGGAUCAAUGAGCAAGGACUCUACAGAAUUGUUGGCGUCAACUCCAGAGUCCAGAAGUUGCUGAGUGUUUUGAUGGACCCCAAAACAGCUUCUGAAACAGAAGUGGAUAUCUGUGCGGAGUGGGAAAUAAAGACUAUUACUAGUGCACUGAAGACUUACUUAAGAAUGCUCCCUGGGCCACUCAUGAUGUACCAGUUCCAAAGAAGUUUCAUCAAAGCAGCGAAGUUAGAGAAUCAAGAGUCUCGCAUCUCAGAAAUCCAUGCCCUUGUUCAUCGGCUCCCUGAAAAAAACCGGCAAAUGUUACAGUUACUCAUGAACCAUUUGGCAAAUGUUGCUAAUAACCACAAGCAAAAUUUGAUGACUGUGGCAAACCUGGGUGUGGUGUUUGGACCCACACUGCUAAGACCGCAAGAAGAAACAGUGGCAGCCAUCAUGGAUAUCAAGUUCCAGAAUAUUGUGAUUGAGAUAUUAAUAGAAAACCAUGAAAAGAUAUUUAACACUGUGCCUGAUGCACUCCUCACAAACACCCAGCAGAGCUUGUCUUGGAAGAAAAGCAAUGACUCGAAGCCACCCUCCUGCAGCGAGAGGCCACUGACGCUCUUUCACACAGUACAGGCCACAGAAAAACAAGAGCAAAGAAACAGCCUCAUCAACUCCAGUCUGGAAUCUGUUGUCUCCUCAAAUGCCAACAGCAUCCUCAACUCCAGCAGUCCUCUGCAGCCCAUUGUGAACUCAAGUGACCCUGAGCUGGAAGUGGUGAAACCCUUUAGGCCCAGUUCACCCCCCCCGAAUCCAAGCCCAACUUCACCCCUCUCACCGUCCUGGCCCAUGUUCUCAGCGCCAUCCAGUCCUAUGCCCACCUCAUCUACGUCCAGUGACUCAUCCCCCAUCAGCUCACCAUCCCGAAAAGCAAAAGCCUUGUAUGCUUGCAAGGCUGAACAUGACUCAGAGCUCUCGUUCACAGCAGGCACUGUCUUCGAUAAUGUUCAUCCAUCUCAGGAGCCUGGCUGGUUAGAGGGAACUCUGAAUGGGAAGACAGGAUUAAUCCCGGAGAACUACGUUGAGUUUCUCUAAGUUUGGACACCCGAGCAAUACUGCUGAAUGUUACAUGGUAUCCAUGACAACUGCUGAUCAGGGUGCAAUAGAUCAUUUCUCUCAGCCAGGAGAAAUGCAGGGCGAUGGACUCUUUUUCCUCUGUCAAAAUGAAUGUUUCUGUGAAUCCUAGUUUCCCUGUGUCUGUGAUCAUCUCAGCUGAUGCGCACAGCAGUGCUUCGAGUGGUGGAAUCAGGAGGACAGCUGGGUUCUGAGACGUUGGUAGAAGGCUUGCAACGUGGCCAUUUUCUCAUGAACGCUUCAAACAGAGAGGACUUAUUCUCAUCCUGGGGGGAUCUGAGCACACGACUCAGGCAUGGAGGAGUAGGCAAUAAGUUUCUCCCAGAAACCCAGGAGGUGGGGGAAGGAGACUGACCAGAAGAAGGGUCUCUCUCUGAUGGUGGGGUGGGCUUCUGCAUUUGUUUACAGCAAGCUCUUUCUUCAUUCCAUGAGACCCACUCUGCUUGCAGGCAAGCUGCUGCCUGUCUGAUCUUGGGGUGGGAAGGGGUUAAGGCAUUGUUUACAUAAUUUCAAACCACUCACCAUUUCUGUAGCAGCUGUUUGCCCAUCCUCAGCAGAACUCAGUCCAAUCUUCUCACAGGAGGGAGCACACACCCCCCCCAGCAAAGGCCUGUCUCUUCAACUGAGGGCUGUGAUCACCUGGUAACCAUGGCAACCUGGCCUGCUGCAAAACAAACAAAAAAAAGAAAACACAAUCUCUCAAACACAGUUUUUUGCUCUUUUGCUCUUUUCCUUCACCCCUUGGCAUUGGUAUCUUUUCCUAAUGGUUUUAAAGGACUACUUCACAGAAGAACGGAGAAACUGGGAUGGUCUCCUUGGGGGCAGGCAUGACAGCAGCUGGGAAUUGGCCCCUUUCUGGAUGAGCAUGAGCCGUACCAGUUUAUAUUUGGAGCAAACCCUCAUAGCAUUUUUGAGAUUAGAUUGCAGCUAGGCAAAACAUUUGUGUUGCAUUCAACUGGCAUUUCCUCUCUGGAGGACAAGAUGCUGCUCCUGAAAGAUGACUUAUUCCCUUUGUCUUUCUGUUUGUCCCAUAUCCUGCCCAUCACCUCUCCUGGGCUUAGUCAGAACUGCACCCUUUCCCCAUUCCCUCAAACUCUUGCUUAUCAAAUUUGUCCGACAGAAUAUUGAGUUUCCACAUUUGGGGAAUGGGCCUAGUCCAGCUCCCCAUUCCUCUCUUGGUGGUUUUCAAGGAUAUCUAGUUCUUACCAUGUGGCCAAGGAUGCCACAUCUAUUCACUGCCAUUAGUAUAGAGUAAAUUGUUUUUUCAGUCCACCUAAGUAUUAGAUUGUUCUUCUAGCAAAUUGUGAUUCUAAAAGAGACCUCUUCCCCCGCAAGGAAAAAAAAAAGUAGAAGGAAAAAGGUGGUUUCUUGAAAAUUAUAUUCUCUUUGCAAAGAAGGGUGGGCACUUGGAAGAUCUUUGUGGGUAGAGAUUGUCUUCUGAGAUUGUCUUAGGGUAGGAAGAAAGGGGCCAGAGUGGGACUGUUUUCUGCUUCAGGUAGGAGUAUUAAGGGUAAAAAGCUUUACAAAUUCCUUUGAACAGCAUCUCAUUGGCUGACACAUUCACAAAAGAAAAAUGCUGAGCUGCCUGACCGCCCUUUUGGAACAAGCAUGUUUGUACCAAGGAGAAUUACCCUCUCCCUGUCUGACCCUUGAGUCCUACAACUCCUGUGGAAUUAACUUCAAAGAAAGAAAUGAAACUUGAGUUGGUGAAUUACUGUAUCUUACUUUUUUAUUGAAGAAAUUAACUUGUAAAUAGAGAAAUUUGAAUACUCUAUGGUAAAGUUUUAUAUUUGAUAUUUUAAGAUGAGCUAUAGUGAAUGAGCUACUUGACCCAAGCUUGUUUGGUGAAGAAAAGGAUGAUCAGGACACUUUAGCCAGCGUAGCCCUGACAAAAUCUCAAUUAGCCCCAACUGCUCAUUUGAUUGGUGGGAAGUGCUUUUGCUAACUUUCAUUGAUCCAGAAAUAUUAGCUAAUUCUUUCUCAGGCCUUGGUGUUGGAGUAAGAGGAAAGGAGGAGCUUAAGUAAAUAAAACCUCCCACUGAGUGAUUGAUCAGCUUCUGGAGUAGUGAGGUAGGAGAGGCAGGAGCGUGUUUCAGUGGCCAGUGGGCAUGGGGAAAGAGCAAGGGAUUUUCAGUUGGUAUUCUCUUAGGGGUAAUGCAUGAUGCUUACCAUAUAUGGAGGACAUGUGACAGCUUCUGGAUCUUUAUCCCUUACCUCCCCCCACCCCCCCCCACACACACAUCUAAGACUCACUGGUUCUUGAGUAUCUGCAAGGGAUUAAAAUCUAGGCCUUCUUCCCUAUUUCCUCUACCUCCUAUACACCUUUCUUCUAGCUAUUGAAACAAGAGGUGAACAUGAUGGUCGCGAGCAUGUCCUUCCUUUUAUCCUCAUUGGCAUAGAAGGUUCUAGCCUCAUCGAUGCCAUCAAUGUUAUCAGAGCCAGGUGUUUUGUUUUCAUCCCCAGUUCAUGCGAGUUCCCCCUUGUCAUUUUAUCACAGCUCAAGGAUCGACUGUGUGUUUUCUAGUAACCCAGUCAAGGUCUUCCAAGAACACUGCUGUAGAAUAAACAGAACAAGAGUUCUGCAUGGGCAGAAAGAAAGGGCUCAAAGGGGUUGUUGGUAUUAACCCAAGGAACCAGAGUCCAUAUGGAUAAGGCAGAGUAUAUUCCUUGGGGGAAUGAGAGAGGAAGGGAGGGAUCUCCCAAAGAAGGAACAGUCACUUCGAGGGCAAACAAUUUCCAGUCUUGUCUUGUGUGCUUUUUUUUUUUUACCAAUAAAAAGAAGCAAACCAAAGUUUUCAGUACAUUUGGUAUAUUUAAAUAGCAACGUACCCAGUCAGAGCUAAGUGUAUGUGGGCUCUGUGCACUGUCCUGACUAGAGAAAGUUUCCCCCUUUGCCGUCCUGUGGUCCAAAGCAUUUUCCCUUGGAAGCUUAUUCAUCAGUCCACAGCAGGGAGUCUUGUUUUGGAGCCAAAGGGAGAUAGAGCUGCUGUCCUUGAGAUUUUUCAGGCUUAUCCCCUUCCCUUGCUAGGCUACUCUAGGCCAGUGACAGAUGGCUCUAUGUUUUCUGCUUUUCUCAGCAGCCUGUCUUCAUGCCUAUUAGCCCCAGACCAGGUAAAAAACCACUCUGAAAAGGGACCAGGGAGAAGAAAGACAUUGUCCUUUUAACCUUGGUCUUUAAUAUUUCCAUUAUUGAUUUUCCCCCAGUUUUCCAUCUUUCAGCUUAAUUAGAAAUGUGGUAGGGAGGAUGGAAUGAUGGACUGGAGUAGAGAAACUGGUCAUUGGUGAAUGUUUACCUGAGUUCACCCUGGAACCUGACACCUCUUACAAAGCCUGAUGGAUCCUUUAUUUUGGUCAAAGUGAUGAAGAUCUUCUAGAUGACUACCAGGACCUGAAGAAUGGGGUCAGCUGGCAUACCUCCCAGUAUUGAGGAGGUCAGCAAUUCUCUCAGCUCUUUUCAGAUCUCCAGAGAUAGAAGUUAUACAGCCUAGCCUCCUUUUGAUCUCCCAACCUUAUGUUUACCACUUCCUAGGUGAAAGUGUUCUUCCUUAUCUCUGACCAAAUUCCCAUUUCAGUGUUAGUCCACUUUUUGCUUGGUGCUCCAUGGACACUGAAAACAAAUGACACAUUUGUGGGUGAUAAUGACCUUACUGAAGGUCAGUUUGGACACUUGCCUAGGACUCUACUUGUAACAGUGCCCAGAGAGGAAAGAACUCUAACACCUCUUUAAAUCAUAGAUUUGGGAAUAAUAAAAAUAACAGUCCUGCCUGAUUAGUAGAGCUUCAGGUGACUUAGAAGUUCAUUACCUUAGGGCAUUUUGCCUUUUAGGCGCUCCUACUUCCUAAAGGCACCAUGAAUCAUCUAUUGGACAGUUAUGUAUAAAGGUACAUUGGGAACGUCAGUUCCUUCUACAGCCAUACAAUUUAACAUAGGCCUAUAUGUAUUGGAAAAACAACUCUGUCACGGCCAGAAAAGCAGUCAGUAUUAAAAUUUGCUGCCUGAUUUUAAAAAAAAAAUUGUUACCAAUAUGUUCCAGUUUAGAGAGUUAACCGUUAUCUCUGGCUAAUUUUCCUAUAAUCAGUUACUUUGACAGUCCUGUUUCAUACUUCCCAAUAAAGUCAGCAGCUAUUAGGCAGUUCACUGUGCUGGUGUUUAAAAAAUUCUCCAUAUGCUCAGAUGUGUUUAGCAGCCAUACUGAUCCCCCAAGAACGCCCUGUUGCUCCCUACUUGGAGAAUAAAAUACCAGUAGUAGUGAAAUGAACCUUACUCUUACAGACUACCUGUGAUAAGACUCCAAAGGGUUAUAAUUAGCUUCUUCCUUUGAUAUCUAUAAUUUUCAUUUAAAGAGCUUCCAAACAUGGGGUGAAAAGACACUUAGAAAAUCCAAAUGCACCAAAACCAAGCAGUGGAAUGAGUAGGCAUCUAACACUACUUCUAGAGGGACCCCUUGGGAGAUUAAGGAACUAACAUCACUCCAUGGGUCUAUACGUCACAGUGCACAACGAGAUGGGGAAUAUGACAUGAUAACAACAUUGGAAGUUGAGGCAGGCCCCAGAAUACUGUUGAAUGCCCAAGUGAUGAUUUUAGUAUCAUUCCCCUAGUCAAAAUUUUCUACAGUGUUCCCAUUUGAGAAGCAGAAUAUUAGAAUAAAAAUAGAAAAAUCAGCAGAAUGUCACAGCAUCUAGGCUACUCAGACCAUGCCUUGAAAGUGUUAAGUGAUGGUACCGAAUGGUUUCCACCUUGCUAUACAAAGACUACAGGCAUCUUUCUUGACCAUUUAAAUGUCCAUCCUCACAGGCAUAUCACAUCCAGGGUUAGUUCUAUACCUGUGAAUGGAAAGAUCUGAAAAUUCAACAUAUAUAUAUAUCUAUAUGUAGAUAUAUAUAUAUAUGAGUAUGUGUUUGUGUAUAUGUAUGUACAUAACAUAUAUUUACAUAUAUAGUUAUAUAAGCAGACCCACAGAAGCCUGCAGUCACUGAGCCAUUGUAGAGUUAAAGAUUCAGGGGUUAGGAAAUAGGUUAGAGAGGCAAGUUACUGACUCUAAAAAAUGAUCAGAGGUGUAAAUUAAGUGCCAUUUUAAAACUUUGUUCAUAUUUAUAAGAUGUUUACUAUCUACAGCGAUGUUCUUUAUUAACUUAAAAUUAUGUUGAAAAAUCAUACAUUGAUUGUGGUAACUGGUUCUCAGCUACCAUGUUCAGAAGCAUUCUCAAAGAUGUCAAUAUUUCAGGAAAGAAAGAUUAUGCAUGUUUUAAUUUGUUAUUUAGGCUACCUUUGAGUGUGCUAUAAAGUGCUGUGAUGUAAUAAAUAUUAAUAAAGUACUUAAAAAUGGCACCUUAAUGUUAAAAAAUUAUACUGUAUAAAUAAUGCACUAUCUUAAACUUCAACUCAGUAUUUGGUAUUGACUGGUGUGUAGAAUCCAGUACAGUAAUUACAAAGUAAUUUGUGAUUAGAGUGCAACUCACCCCACACACAGACACCAGUUAUUAGUAAAACAGAUAUUUGUUUUGUUUCACCAUGUGCGAGCUUUAAAGAAAAAAAAUGCUAUUGCUUUAUUCUACUGCAGCUAUGGAGACCAAGCAAUUUCUGUCCACGUGGCCUUUGAGACUUUCCUUUCUUACAUUUGGUCAGUUUGUGUGACAAUCCCUGUAAAAGGAGUGGAAGUUUGAUUUCAAAUUAAAUGAUUUUUCCAUUUGG